AAGAAGCAGCAGAGCAUCGGCAAUAAGAAGAGGACAGCACAGCUCGUACCAUUGGAAAAGGAUUCAUUCCUCUUCACACAUUCGGCCUAAGGACAGUGACGGUUGCUUUACUUAUUAUAUUGCGACAUUUUUUGUUGGAACAGGAGCUUCCUUUAACACCCGCCGCUGUGUGUGUUUUUUAUUUCAAUAUUUCAAUUUUUAACCCGCGUUAGUCCAACUUGCUGUUUCGCUUACACAUCAAACCUGAGAAGAGCGGAAGACGGUAGUCAGGAGCCUCCAGUGCUGACUGUCAGGUGAUGAGUUGAGAGACUUUAGCUAAAAGUCAGAGGUAUCAUGGAGGACGACUUUAGGCCUCUGCUGAACCCAGAGCAGACUGGAGAGUGCUACUCAGACCGAGGCUCCACUGACUCGCUGGACUUCAAGACUAAAAGGCCUUUCCACGUUGAGCCCAGGAAUAUCGUAGAAGAUGACCCUCAGGAGAGAGUUUCUGCUGAGGCGGCCAUCCUUAACAGCAGAGUCAAUUACUACAGCAGACUGACGGCCUCUUCUGACAGACUGCUGAGUCCACCAAACCAUGUGAUCCCUGGGCCGGAAGAACUCUACAUCUACAGCCCACUGGGGACAGCUUUCAAGGUGACAGGCAGCGACCACUCCUCUAAAAACCCCAGUAUCAUCACCAUAUUUGCCAUAUGGAACACAAUGAUGGGCACAUCUAUACUCAGCAUACCCUGGGGUAUAAAGCAGGCUGGUUUCACUCUGGGGAUCAUCAUCCUCAUCUUCACAGGCCUGCUGAUGCUAUACUGUUGUUACAUCGUCCUCAAAUCCCCCAAGGCAAUACCCUACGUGGAUGCAUCCGACUGGGAGUUCCCUGAUGUUUGCAGGUACUACUUUGGCAAGUUCGGCCAGUGGUCCAGCUGGUUCUUCUCGAUGGUGUCACUUAUUGGAGCCAUGGUGGUUUACUGGGUCCUCAUGUCCAAUUUCCUCUACAACAGCGGACAGUUUAUCUACAACUACGCUCACAAUGUCAACAUGUCAGAUUCAGAGUUUGGAACCAACGGCUCGGAUAAAGUUAUCUGUCCAUUUCCAAACACUGACCCUGGAGGGAACUACACCACCAGCACCGUUUACUUUGCUAACAGUGGAAAUGAAACUUCUGAUGUCUCUUUUGAAAACUGGUGGAGCAAAACCAACACCAUCCCCCUCUACCUCAUCCCCCUGCUGCUGCCGCUGCUCUGUUUCCGCUCAGCAUCUUUCUUCGCCAGGUUCACGUUCUUGGGCACCAUAUCAGUGGUCUACCUCAUUGUGCUGGUCACUAUCAAAACUGUCCACCUCGGCUUCCACCUAGAGUUCCACUGGUUUGACACAAGCCAGUUCUACGUUCCAGAGUUCAGACUGCUCUUCCCUCAGUUCACUGGUGUCCUCACUCUGGCCUUCUUCAUUCACAACUGCAUCAUCACAUUAAUGAAGAGCAACAAGCACCAAGAAAACAAUGUGCGGGACCUGUCUGUGGCCUAUCUUCUGGUGGGGCUGACCUAUCUGUACGUGGGAGUGUUGAUCUUUGCUGCCUUUCCCUCACCUCCUCUCUCCAAAGACUGCAUUGAACCGAACUUCCUAGAUAACUUCCCCACCAGUGAUGUGAUGGUGUUUGUGGCUCGGACCUUCCUGUUGUUCCAGAUGAUCACAGUCUACCCCCUGUUGGGGUACUUGGUGCGGGUCCAGGUCAUGGGCCAAAUCUUUGGCAACCAUUAUCCCAGUUUCUUCCACGUUCUGGCACUGAACAUCUUAAUUGUUGGAUCUGGUGUCCUGAUGGCCAAGUUUUAUCCCAAUAUUGGAUCCAUCAUCAGGUUUUCUGGAGCAACCUGUGGCUUGGCUUUAGUGUUUGUCUUUCCUGCUUUAGUCCAGAUGAUCUCCCUGAGGAGGCAGGGGGUUCUCCGCUGGCCCUCGGCCCUCUUCCACACUUUCCUGAUCCUGCUGGGCGUGGCCAACCUGCUGGCUCAGUUCUUCAUGUAGAGAAGAUGUCAGACAUGGACACUCUCAAAUAUUUAGAAGCUAGAUUAAAAUAUGUGAUUUGAGAUCUCAGUAGAAUAAUGAAGUGCAUAACUGCAUUGAUGAAUUACGUGAUUCAUCAGGACAACGGUGCUCUAAAUGAAUGAUCAUGUUGCUGUUUCCCUGGAUAAUGAAAUAAGGAACUGUUUGCUAAUAAGUUCAUCAAAUCCUCUUUAAAGAUGAAGCUAAUGUUUCAUUCAUAACUUGUUUUUUAUUGCAGGUUUACAUUUGUUACACAAACUGGUUUACAGCUUUACUGGAUGUUAUGAUCACAUGGAGUUGAGUCUGGCUGACACCGGGAGAAAAUAUAUAUAUAUAUAUAUAUAUAUAUAAAUAUAUAUAACUUUGUGAUUAUGAUGACUGUUAUUAUGUUUUAAGGGCGGCCAUGUUGUGUGCAUAUUUUUGAAGAAUCUUGAAAUAUUUAUGAGCAGUGUUCAUUUACUUGUUGACAAUUUUCUAUAUACUUUGUCCGUUAUAUUUAACUAAUGAUAGGAUACACAAAGGGAAUAUAUGCGUGAUAAUAAACAAUAGGACAAACUGUA
Cyclopterus lumpus (lumpfish) is the source of this 2588-nucleotide messenger RNA. RefSeq names its product solute carrier family 38 member 9 (gene slc38a9). Gene Ontology annotation, molecular function: amino acid transmembrane transporter activity. The record is from RefSeq and is a predicted model, not a curated record. The coding region runs from base 334 to 2010 and encodes 558 amino acids. NCBI's taxonomy places the organism in Eukaryota, Metazoa, Chordata, Actinopteri, Perciformes, Cyclopteridae. Gene Ontology annotation, biological process: amino acid transmembrane transport. The transcript is spliced from 15 exons.